This is a messenger RNA of Sabethes cyaneus, 1056 nucleotides long. It is a transcript of the gene Sirt4, whose product is annotated as NAD-dependent protein deacylase Sirt4. The record is from RefSeq and is a predicted model, not a curated record. The transcript is spliced from 2 exons. Bases 79 to 1014 code for a protein of 311 amino acids. Lineage: Eukaryota; Metazoa; Arthropoda; Insecta; Diptera; Culicidae. Gene Ontology annotation, molecular function: NAD-dependent protein lysine deacetylase activity; NAD+ binding.
UUGCAAGAUUUUUGCAUUUCGCGUUUUUGAUGCAAUUUGCAAUACAAGCUGUUUGAAAUACUGUGUUUUUGUUCAAAAAUGCGUUUUAGCUGUAAUUUAGCGCAAAGUUAUGUCGGUGCUUUUCGACGUUUUAGUUCUACUUCAAUGUUCGUUCCUGCCCAUGAACCAGCUCUAGAAAGUGACCGCAAACGAUUAGAAAAAUUUCUUGAGGAUAAGCCGAACACGUUGGUCCUGACUGGCGCGGGUAUAUCAACAGAAUCAGGUAUUCCCGACUAUCGCUCCGAGGGAGUAGGCUUAUAUGCGCGUUCAAAUCACAAGCCAAUUCAGCAUGGAGAUUUCAUCAAAUCGGAAGCGGUGCAAAAGCGCUACUGGGCGCGCAACUACGUGGGGUGGCCACGCUUCUCCUCGGUUGCUCCAAACGUGACUCACUACACAUUAGCCCGACUAGAACGGGAGCAACGUAUAUCGGGCAUUGUGACACAAAAUGUAGACAAACUACACACCAAGGCAGGAUCGAAAAGUGUAGUAGAAUUGCAUGGUAGCGGAUACACAGUCGUGUGUGUUGGCAAAACUGGUAACGGUUGCAACUACCAAAUACCUCGACAUGAGUUUCAGCAAAUUCUAGAUCAAAUGAACCCGCACAUGGAGGACAAGUCAACGAUGAUACGACCGGACGGCGACGUCGAGCUCCCGCAAGAGUACGUUGACAAUUUUAAGAUACCGGCUUGUCCGGAAUGCGGUGGAUACCUCAAACCGGAAAUCGUCUUUUUUGGCGACAACGUUCCGAUGCCACGAAUCGAGCGCGUGGUGCGCAUGAUUCUCCAAUCGGAUGCAAUACUGGUGCUAGGUUCUAGUCUGACGGUGUUCUCUGGCUAUCGUAUCGUACUGCAGGCCAAAGAGCUCGGGAUACCGGUAGCGAUUGUCAAUAUUGGCAGUACGCGUGGCGAUCCCGCAGCUGAUCUGAAGAUUGCCGCGCGGUGCGGGGAACUUAUGGAAAAAAUGUUUAUUAAAUAAGCUGUUGACAAAAAAAGAUGCUGUCUUGUAAAUAACGUAAUA